Molecule: messenger RNA, 969 nt
Organism: Trichoderma aggressivum f. europaeum
Lineage: Eukaryota; Fungi; Ascomycota; Sordariomycetes; Hypocreales; Hypocreaceae
Exons: 2
Coding region: 1-969 (322 amino acids)
Source: RefSeq, a predicted model, not a curated record
AUGCGGAUGCCCGCAAGUACCAGCUACCGCUCGCCGGCCAACCCUUGGGCCGUGGCCACUCAGCGUCCAGCUGAUUCCCAAACAGCCCCAAGCGCCGCCGCCACCGGCCCAGUUCGGGUCAAGGCCUGGAGCAAAAACCCCGCAGUCCUGCCCUGCGUUACGGGGGAUCCCCAGCGGUCCAGCGGCACUAGCACCAGCCCGUUCCCCCCCCCAGCGGCAAUGCAGCGGUGCUCUCCAGCGGUGCUCCAGCGGACAGACCGUCGGUUGCCGUGGCCAGCAGCCGCAUUGCGCAUUGCAUUUCGCUGCCAGCGGAAAGGGGCCAAGCCGCAACAGGCGCAAACGGGGCCCUUUGCCGUCAUCGCCGCCAUCGCUCUCCGGGCCUCAUCCCAGCCGAGCCGCUGCUUGCUCGCAUGCCUCGUUGCUGCGCGCCCUCAACUCAGCUUUGCGAUCCUCGGGCCCGAUCCUCACAGCGCGCCGUGUCGCCUCCCGCCUGCUCCUGCUCCUGCUGCUGCUGCUGCUGCUGCUGCUCUGCGCAUCAUCCAACCCCCAAUCCAAUGGUGGGCGCGGCCAAGCGUAUGGGUAACGGGUAGCUACUUCGAAAUCUCUUCGCGCUCUCUCCCUCUCUCUCUCUCUCUCUCCAUCUCGCAGUUCUCCCUUGGGAAACGAACCUAUACCCCCCCCCCCCCCCCCUUCUUCUCUCUCCUCCCACUCCCAUAUCCUUCCUUCGCCCGCACUCUGCGCAGACGCGGCGUUACAUCUUGUCUCUCGAACCUGGGCCGAUCGAUCACACACCCCCGUUAUCCGAGAAGGGAACAGAUCCUGCCCGGCUGCGCUUCCGCGCUGGAAUUCACUGGCCUCCAUGCCACCGGCGCCGCCGCUCUAUUGAUUCUACCGCCUUUGUCACACGACCAGACGCCCUCCUGCGUGCUUCACGAAUCACAGACGCCCAUUGGCCUUCGACCGCUGUGA